ACGACAGAACAACGGUCUACCGGAAGCGUCAAUCCAAUCAUCGAUAACGGGAAGUUUGGCUGAUUACAGCCCUUCUCCAACCAGUGCUUGUCGCAAAACAUUCGCUCUAUUUCAAACACAUUAGUGAAGAUUGAACAGUCUCCGCGAUAAGCAUCAGAUCAAAUAACGGUGCACGGACGUUUCCCCCGGGGGACGAAGGACCGGGAUCCAGCCUCCAGCCUCAGUGCUUUUCCUGCUCGCUCCGGAGGGAUGGUAGCGUUAGCCGGUUAGCUCUCCAGCAAGCCGCUGUAGGAUUUACGUUAUUUGGCUUUCGUUUGUUGAAAUAAUGAAUCUACUACCGUCUAAUCCUCACGGGAAUGGGCUCCUUUAUGCUGGCUUCAACCAGGAUAACGGGUGCUUCGCCUGUGGGAUGGAGAACGGCUUCCGUGUGUACAACACGGAUCCUCUCAAGGAGAAGGAGAAACAAGAGUUCCUGGAGGGUGGGGUCGGCCACGUGGAGAUGCUCUUCAGGUGUAACUAUUUAGCACUAGUGGGAGGAGGAAAGAAGCCAAAGUACCCAACCAACAAAGUGAUGAUCUGGGACGACCUGAAGAAGAAGACGGUGAUCGAGAUUGAGUUCUCAACAGAAGUCAAAGCCGUGAAGCUUCGGCGUGACAGGAUCGUGGUGGUCCUGGACUCGAUGAUCAAAGUCUUUACCUUUACCCACAACCCCCAUCAGCUGCAUGUGUUUGAGACCUGCUACAACCCCAAAGGUCUGUGCGUGCUGUGUCCCAACAGCAACAACUCCCUGCUGGCGUUCCCUGCGACUCAUUCGGGCCACGUGCAGAUAGUGGACCUGGCCAACACGGAGAAGCCCCCGGUGGAUAUCCCCGCCCACGAGGGGGCGCUGUGCUGCAUCGCGCUCAACCUGCAGGGCACGAGAAUAGCUACGGCGUCGGAGAAAGGUACUCUGAUCCGAAUUUUCGACACGUCUGCGGGUCAGCUCAUACAGGAGCUGAGACGAGGCUCUCAGGCUGCCAACAUUUACUGCAUUAACUUCAACCAGGACGCGUCCCUCAUCUGCGUGUCCAGUGACCACGGCACGGUGCACAUCUUCGCCGCAGAGGACCCCAAAAGGAACAAACAGUCAAGUUUGGCGUCGGCCAGCUUUCUUCCCAAAUACUUCAGCUCCAAGUGGAGCUUCUCCAAGUUCCAGGUCCCGUCCGGCUCUCCCUGCGUGUGCGCCUUUGGGACGGAGCCCAACGCUGUCAUCGCCAUUUGUGCUGACGGCAGCUACUACAAGUUCCUCUUCAACCAGAAAGGGGAGUGUGCCCGGGACGUGUACGCCCAGUUCCUGGAAAUGACCGACGAGAAAAUCUGACCUUUGACCCACGUGGAGACUUGACACCCCUCCUUUUUUUGUGGAGGAAAGGUCCCACGCUGCAUUUCUUCUUCUCGUCUUGACAGACUCUGUGAAAAGGAGCAUCACGUGAGGGCAGGACGGGAAGGGAGCGAAGCACCGACCCGCACAGCGGAGGCCGGACGGGUGGAGGCACCAACAGCCGCUCUCUUCGGAGGAUUGACUCGCAAACCAAGCGCUACAGAAAAGAGAAAGCGGCACGAUGGCAAUUUUUACGACGUCUUCUGAGGAAUUUCCGAAGGAGGGUUAUUUUUGAAUCGCAUAGAUGAUGCAGAUGGUUAGACGGAUUACAUGUAUUGAGAUUGUUGUCGACUAACACCACCUAACCAAACUAUAGGGAGUGCCUGCAGACUGGAGAGAAUAUGUAUGUGUGCACACGUUAUUGUUGUCAUAUAUGCAUUUGUGUGUUUGUGUGCAUAUACUCCAAUGUACCAUAUUAUCUGUUGGCAGAGUCCGAAUGAGGGAACGUGUCACUGACUCUGCGUAGUGAAGCGUUAGCUUAGCGUUCUAUCCACUGUAUAAACACGACGCGCCGGACUGAAUCUAAUUCACUAGAACUGUACAGAAUAAUACAAAUUUUUGUUUCCCUCGUG
Messenger RNA from Gasterosteus aculeatus aculeatus (three-spined stickleback), 1992 nucleotides. RefSeq names its product WD repeat domain 45B (gene wdr45b). Lineage: Eukaryota; Metazoa; Chordata; Actinopteri; Perciformes; Gasterosteidae. The record is from RefSeq and is a predicted model, not a curated record. Gene Ontology annotation, molecular function: protein binding.